Messenger RNA from Dicrocoelium dendriticum, 2289 nucleotides. The record is from the annotation of a GenBank genome assembly. NCBI's taxonomy places the organism in Eukaryota, Metazoa, Platyhelminthes, Trematoda, Plagiorchiida, Dicrocoeliidae.
AUGUUGCUGGAAAACGAUGACGAGUUAACUGGCACUUCGGAGGAUUCGGAUGGUUCCGCUGAUGACGAGACAGAAAAACAAACUUCUUCCUCUGAAUCGUCUGUCACCAACAUAAAUGAGUCUUCAAAACCUGUGGCAAUGAUCCGACAGCCGCUGACAUGUUCUCGCAUCACACGGUCUUCUCGUGCAAAAUUUGACAAUGUUAUCACGGUGGAAAGCGACUGUUCUGAUAAGCAGCAUGAUGAAGCAGAUGUACCCCAAGCCAAAAGCUCAGUUGAUCCCUGGUGGUAUAAGCUGUAUAAGGAGGAGUAUGACUGGUCUGUUGAGGUGGGUUGCAAAUUGGAGGUUCUCCUGCACAUACUGAAGAAGUGUAAUGAUAUUGGCGACAAACUGCUCAUAUUUACUCAAAGCUUGCUGUCAUUGGACUUACUGGAGCGUUUUCUGGCUGAAAUACAUCGCCAAUGGCUGAUUCACCAGGGUGAGACCAUUGAAGAAUCGCCGGAAAAUGGGUCCGGCUCACGUCCUGAUUUAUCUUCCUACUUCUCAGAUAUCGGCGAAAAUACCUGGGUACGCGGGUUUGAUUACGAACGUCUGGAUGGCAGCAUGAAUGCAGUUGUCCGUAAACAAAUGCAACAUCGUUUCAACCACCCUGCCAACAUACGUUUGCGUCUCUUUCUUAUUUCCACCCGAGCGGGCGGUUUGGGGAUCAAUCUCAUCGCGGCAAACCGCCUCAUUCUGUUCGACGCCUCGUGGAAUCCCAGCCAUGAUGUCCAAUCGAUAUUUCGAAGCUAUCGAUUUGGCCAGACAAAGCCUGCCUAUAUUUACCGCUUGAUUGCCCAAGGUACAAUGGAGGAAAAAAUAUAUGAUCGUCAGGUAACCAAGCAAUCACUCUCUUUACGGGUAAUCGAUGAGCAACAGGUGGGUCGGCACUUCAGCGAUGCAGACCUGCAAGCUUUGUACGUUUUCGAUCCCGAUAUUUGGAUUCCUGGUGACAACGAGAAACGGCCGACUCCAAAGCUUCCAAAGGACCGGCUUCUUGCUGAUAUGCUAUCCGAAUUUCCCCAUCUAAUAGUUAGCUAUCACGAACAUGAUUCGUUACUGGCGCCCAGAGAGGAUGAAGGUCUUAGCGAAAUUGAGCGUCAAGAAGCAUGGCGAGAGUAUGAGGACGAGAAGAAAUAUGGAAUGCCUCUGGCUCAAUAUCAGCGGCUUUUGCAACAGCAAGAAAUGGCGGCUCAUAGUCAGCAGCAACAGGCGCUGAACUGGCGGAUGUUUCAACAGCAGCAACAGCAGUUAAUAAUACAACAACAUUUACAACAACAACAACAAUACCCGUGGAGAAUGAAUAGCGGUCCAACUCCUUCCGCGCGAGUCCCAUAUCUGAUGGCACCACAGGUCCCAAGGGCGCCUAUCGGUCCUUUAGCACCAACACAGACAACUUCAGUUCUUCCUUCACUGUCCCAAACGUUUGAGAAGUAUCGAGCGCAUUUGCUAAGGACUCGGCCGAGUUUGGCAAGUGAUCCAGCUCAGCUGGAAAGAAUAAUUGUCUCACAAAUGAUGGGUUUGAUGACCAAGAAUGUGAGGACUACUUUACCCGUGCCGAUGCCGCAUUUCUCAUCUCCGUCAACUAGCCAAUCAAGACCAUCGUCAAGCUAACUGUAUGAUCAUUUUCUCUCUUGUGUUCAUACAUUUGCCCAUUUUCCAGAUCAGAUAUCUGUCCUUGACAUUUGCGUAUCACUGUUGCUGGAACCAGCACAUCACUGCAACACUACCCAGCUUCAAUCACGCACUCGUACCUUCAUUGUAUUCUUUACCUACCCCUAUUGCUUAAUGGACUCCGGUAAAGCAUACUUUGAGUAACCAUAUCUUGAAUAUACCUCGCACUAUUAUGAGAUCAUUUCCGUCGAUAUCAUGAGCUCACAGCGAUGUUUUACUGUGGUAUAAGCAGGUAAUUUAAUUAUCCGGUAGUGAGCCAUUGUACGACCAGCCAACUUCAUGAAAUAGCACCUGGUGCUUGGACCCCACACGAUUUUUUAAAGACUUUUUUGAUUGCUUUGUGUCUAACGAAGAGGACGCAGCCCGUGUUACCCCGUCUUUAGUGACAUUGUUUAUCCCCGUACGCAAUCAUUGACACUUGACUGCCUUCUAAUCCAUACUUCCUUACUUGUAUUUCCAGUGUUAUCCGCCCAUGAUUAAACACAAAUGUACAGGCAAAUAUUUUCCUGCAAUAAUACUCGCGAGGUCUAUUCCAUCAGUUUCAGUAGUUUUUUAUGCCCAUUACAUCGAGUAAUU